This is a messenger RNA of Emys orbicularis (European pond turtle), 4566 nucleotides long. RefSeq names its product helicase for meiosis 1 (gene HFM1). Lineage: Eukaryota; Metazoa; Chordata; Testudines; Emydidae. Bases 1 to 4566 code for a protein of 1521 amino acids. Gene Ontology annotation, molecular function: nucleic acid binding; ATP binding. The record is from RefSeq and is a predicted model, not a curated record. The transcript has 34 exons.
AUGGUGAUGAUGAAAGUACCAGCUCAACAUUCAAAAAAAGAUGGAAAAGAAGUUAAAGUACAGUCAUUUCCUGAUGCUUCAAAGACUUUUGGCAUGGAAGGAACUGUAAAAAAAGAUUUGGGGUUUUUGAGGGCUGUUACAGAAAUCCCUGCUCAGUUUAGAAAUAUUUUCAAGGAAUUCCCAUAUUUUAACUACAUACAGUCCAAGGCUUUGGAUGAUAUUCUUUACACAGAUAGGAAUUUUGUGAUUUGUGCUCCGACUGGUUCUGGAAAAACUGUAAUGUUCGAACUAGCUAUUACAAGGUUACUAAUGGAAGUGCCGAUGCCUUGGUUAAAUAUUAAAAUUGUCUAUAUGGCUCCAAUAAAAGCUCUGUGCAGUCAGCGUUUUGAUGAUUGGAAAGAUAAAUUUGGACCUAUAGGGCUCAGCUGUAAAGAACUGACAGGAGAUACAGUGAUGGAUGAUUUAUUUGAAAUACAGCAUGCUCAUAUUAUUACGACCACACCAGAAAAAUGGGAUAGCAUGACUAGAAAAUGGAGAGACAACUCUUUAGUCCAACUGGUACGACUGUUCCUCAUUGACGAGGUACAUGUUGUGAAAGAUGAAAGCCGUGGUGCAACACUUGAGGUUGUAGUCAGUCGGAUGAAGACUAUACAGUCUUCUCUUUCACGUAUCUCAGAGAAUCCUGACAUGCUUACUCCCAUGAGAUUUGUGGCUGUUUCUGCAACAAUCCCAAAUGCUGAGGAUAUUGCAGAAUGGCUUUCAGAUGGUAUGAGACCUGCUGUAUGUCUGAAAAUAGAUGAAAGUCAUCGACCUGUGAAGCUUCGCAAAAUAGUUCUUGGAUUUCCCUGCAGUAGCAACCAAACAGAAUUCAAAUUUGACUUAACACUUAACUACAAAAUAGCUAGUGUUAUACAAACAUACUCUGAACAAAAACCAACCCUUGUGUUUUGUGCCACAAGAAAAGGAGUACAGCAGGCUGCUUCAGUUCUUGCAAAAGAUGCUAAAUUUAUUAUGACUGUGGAACAGAAACAAAGAUUACAAAAGUGUGCAAAUUCAACAAAAGAUACCAAAGUGAGAGAUCUUUUAAUGUGUGGUGUGGCUUAUCAUCAUGCUGGUAUGGAACUAUCUGAUAGAAAAAUAAUUGAAGGAGCUUUUACCAGGGGAGACUUACCAGUACUUUUUACUACUAGUACCUUAGCUAUGGGAGUAAAUUUACCCGCACACCUGGUAGUUAUAAAAUCUACAAUGCACUAUGUUGGAGGAAUGUUUCAAGAAUACAGUGAAACAGAUAUUCUGCAAAUGAUUGGGAGAGCAGGGAGGCCUCAAUUUGACACUACAGCUACAGCAGUUAUCUUGACGAGGUUAAGUACAAGAGAGAAAUAUGUACAGCUGUUAAAUGGUGCAGAUACAAUAGAAAGCAGUUUGCACAAACAUCUUGUUGAGCAUUUAAAUGCAGAAAUAGUGUUGCACACUAUCACGGAUGUGAAAAUAGCUUUGGAAUGGAUACGAUCAACUUUCCUAUACAUCAGAGUUUUGAAAAAUCCAGUUCAUUAUGGUUUUUCGCCUGGACUAGACACAGUUGGAAUUGAAGCAAAAUUACAAGAAUUGUGUUUGAAGAAUUUGAACGAUUUGUCAUCUCUUGAUUUGAUCAAGAUGGAUGAAGAAUUUAAUUUCAAACCUACAGAGACUGGAAAACUAAUGGCUUGGUACUAUAUUGCAUUUGAUACAGUGAAACAGUUUUCCACAAUUAAUGGAACAGAAACUUUAUCUGAACUGAUCACAAUGAUAUCCGGCUGCGUUGAAUUUUCAGAUGUCAAGUUAAGAAUAAAUGAGAAGAAAAUAUUGAACACUUUGAAUAAAGACAAGAACAGGAUAACUAUCAGGUUUCCAAUGGAAGGGAAGAUAAAAACAAGAGAAAUGAAAAUAAACUGUCUUAUUCAGGCUCAAUUAGAAUGCAUUCCUAUUCAAGACUUCACUUUGACACAAGAUAUAGGCAAAAUUUUCAGGCAUGGCGUAAGAGUUACUAAAUGGUUAUCUGACUUUCUGGCAUCACGUAAAAACAAUUUCCCUGCAUUACUAAACUCUUUGAUUUUAGCUAAGUGUUUCAGGUGCAAACUGUGGGAAAACUCUCUGCAUGUAUCCAAACAGCUAGAAAAAAUUGGUGUAACACUAUCAAAUGCAAUGGUAAAUGCAGGUCUGACAUCAUUUAAAAAAAUUGAAGAUGCAAAUGCAAGGGAGCUUGAAUUGAUUUUAAACAGACAUCCUCCUUUUGGAAACCAAAUAAAAGAAUCUGUGCUACACCUGCCAAAAUAUGAACUUGACAUUGAACAGCUUACAAAAUAUAGCGAUACAGUGGCUGAAAUCUUAGUGACCAUCACAUUAACAAACUUUGAACAGCUUCAGAUUAAGAGAACUGCACCAGACUUUCACUAUGUAACCUUGAUCAUAGGAGAUGCUGAUAAUCAAGUGGUUUUUAAACAGAAAAUUAUGGAUUCUGUCUUGCUGAAAAAUGGAAAUUGGACCAAAAAAAUUGAAGUGAAAAGAGCUCUUAAAUCUGAGGAACUUAGCAUAAAUUUAAUUAGCUCUGAAUAUGUUGGAGUGGAUAUUCAGCAAAACUAUUCAGCCUUUUACUUAGGACCAAAAAGGUUUGGAAAUGAAGUGGUUUUACAAAGAAAAUUAGAAGCUGAGUCUUCACCUAUGUAUCAUGCCUCUUCAAUAAGAUCAGCAGCAGCGAGAAAGGAUACAGGAGGUGCCUGUAACCGAGAGAUCACCUACAUGAAACUUGGGAACAGAGAAUGCAGCCAUCACUGUAAAAAUAAAGAUGUAUGUGGACAUGACUGCUGUAAAGUUGGAGUUUCACAGAAAUCUGAGUUAAAGAGAGAUUCAAAGUUUUCUUCAUACCUAGCUGAUUUAAGGAACAGAAACUCAAUUUCAUCAGUUCCCCCAGUAAAACAAUUAAAGAUGCAGAUACAGUUAAAUAAAUCUCAAAAUGUGGAUCUGAAACAAUUUGUUUUUACACCGAAAUCUUUGUUGCCAGCAUUGCCAAGGUCUGACUAUGUACAGUCUUCUGCCUCAGCUUCACGAGAACACUGGAAUAAUGUUAAUAUCCUUGGUAGACCUCAGAACCAACUGCAAUCAGAGAGUUAUGAAAAGAGUAAUUUCUCUUGGGAACAUUCUGUGAAUGUAAGUGAGGAGAGCCAUCAGACGAUGAUGUCAAAGAAAAAUCGUAAAGAAUCUUUAAUGCAUAAUUUUACUAAUGCAGAUAAAAGCAGCUCUUGGUUUUCAGAGGCUUUGAAUGUGAACUUUGAAUUGGGAGAUGAAGUUUGGGAUGAUUUUGAUGAUGACAAAUUAAUACGUGCUAGCAGCUUUUUCACUGGUGUGGAGAGUAGAGAAGAUUUAGAGGGUCGCCUCCAACCUGGGCUCCACAAAGAGGAGCUAGAGGAGCCAGCAGACACCCUGUUCGACGUCCUUUGCUCUACGGCAUCUGCUAGGGUGGCUUUGCCCCUAUAUGAAGAGUUAUCAAAAAUUACUAAUGUCCUAUGGCAAACCCCCUCCUUCCUGCCCCCCAUUUCAAAAUGGGAUGAACGCAAAUACUUUGUGCCAGCUAAAGGUCACGAGUACCUGUACACUCACCUGGUCCCAAACUCACUCGUAGUUGAGGCUGUUAAUCAGAGGGAGAGGCAGGGUCAAACCAGGGCUACGCCCAAGAAUAAAGACUUGAAGAGACUGGAUCUGUUUGGGCGAAAAAUUUAUUCGUCUUCCAGCCUUCAAUUGAGAGUGGCCAAUCACCAAGCCCUCCUUGAUCGCUACAAUUAUAACAUGUGGCAGGCCAUGACCAAGUUUGAGGUUUCACUUCCCGAAUGGUCCAGGAAGGAAUUCCGGGCGAUCCUCGAGGAGGGCACAGCUGCAGCCAGAGCGGCCCUCCAGGCAGUUUCAGAUGCAUCAGACUCGGUGGCUCGCACCAUGGCCUCAGCCAUCUCCAAGCGGCAGGCAUCCUGGCUGCUCCUCUCUGGCUUGUUGACUGAAGCUCAGCAAUCGAUGCAGGACCUCCCCUUUGACGACCAGGCCCUGUUUGCAGAGCAGACAGACAGUAAGCUGCAUGGACUAAAGGACUCCUGCACUACCCUGAAAACUCUAGGGCUGUACGUCCCCAGUCCAGCCUCCAAGGGCAGUCUGCGGCCCAUCCUGGACCUGCGAGACCUCAACAAAUACCUAAAGCAAUUGAAGUUCUGCAUGGUCUCACUGGCCUCCAUCAUCCCCUCCCUGGAUCUUGGAGACUGGUAUGCCGCCCUCAACUUGAAGGACACAUAUUUCCACAUAGCGAUCUUUCAAGGUCACAGACGCUUCCUACGAUUUACGGUGGGACCCAAUCACUAUCAGUUUGUGGUCCUCCCAUUCGGCCUACCGACAGCACCGAGGGUGUUUACCAAAUGCAUGUCGGUGGUAGCCGCUUACCUCAGGCGUCGGGGUAUCCAGAUCUACCCAUACCUCGAUAACUGGCUCAUCAAAGGCCACUCCAGUUCCCAAGUCCAAAGGGAUGUUGAGGUGCUGCGGGCCACCUGCUGA